UUAAUAAGGGAUAAGAGGAUUUAUAAUUAGUCUACUACAAUAUCAAUAUUCAAAAAGGACCUUCUAGCCUGUACCACUACCUCAACUCUUCAUGAACCAGUAUCAGCCAGCUUUGCCACAUCUUUCGCUUUAGACUAGAAUGAAUGACAACGACAUACAAGUGUUCAAUGCACAUUCUGGAGAAAGCAUUAAAAUCAACAGAUACUAUUUUGUGACACUGGAGGAGCUUAAAAGAUUUUGCUCCAAUCAAUUCAACAUACCGUCAAAUCAAUUGUUUCUUAUAUCUCCAUUUGGUAUAAAGAUCAAAAGAACCACUUCAUUGGAGGAAACAAGUGAAAUAUAUGUGUUUGAUAAGAAUCUGUUCACUACAAAUAAAUCAGAUGAAUAUAUCAGAUCAUAUAUAUCGUCACAAUAUGCUGAAAAUCAUGACAAUUUGAUUCAACCUAUAAAUUCCCCAUUAUUGGAUGUUAAUUUGGAAAAAGUUGCUUCUUCGAAGAAUACUAGGCAAAUGAUUGGACUUUUAACUACGAAUCUUGGAUGGGUUGCUGCUAUUGAAUCAGAUUCUGCUUUAUUUCAUAAAAAGAUCAUAGCUAUGGGUGAGAAGAUUAGAAUACUUUUCAAAGCAUUAACUGUGGCAACACAAUAUAUUGAUAGCUAUUGCCUUGAUGUUAAAAAGAAUUAUGACUCAUCAAUAGAUUUUGUGAUCAGUAUUCAAAAUCAUUCAUUGAACCUAACUUGGAAAGAUCAUUACAAAAGGCUUAAAUACAUUCCAUUAGUCGAUGGUGAAGAAAAACCAUUAUCAAGUUUGCUUGAUCAAAGAGAAUUAGAGAAUCAAGCAAGAGAAUGCAUUAAAUUGAAUGAGUCCAUCAACUCAGAGCUUAUGGGAUAUAAAUCCAAAAUCGAAUCAAGUAAGAAAUCAAGAGGUGAAGUGGAGAAAGAUAUUGGUGUCUUAGAAUCAGAAACCAAAAAAGUUGUGGAGCAUUUGGAAUCCGAGGAAGAUUUGAAAGAAUUGAAGUUAUUGAGUGAUAAGGUACAAGCCGAUACAAAGCAUUUGUUGAACAAAACCAAAAAUAAAUUGGAUGAAAUUGACAUAGAGUUGAUACUGGAAACUUUGCAAACUCAUAAGGGAGAUUUUGUUUCCAAGAUAUUCAAAUUGUCGCUGAAGUUGUACAAAAUCUUUCUAAACUGGAAUGAUCUAGGUGCAAAACUUCAAGUUGAUUUAACUAAGCAGCUUCAAAGAUUAAGUGGUGCUCAAUCUGAGAUUAUAUCGGUUAAAGAAGCUUUGAAGAAUAUCAGCGGUAAGAUUGAACAAGUUCAAAACCUAGAAUCUUCACUUUCACACACGGUUGAUUUACCAUUAUUAUAUGGUCUUUACAUUGUGGAGGAUAUCAGAAGAAAUGAAUGGCUGCUCGAAAUGAAAUCAUUAUCAUCUAAAACAGUUGAAAAUUUUGCUUCAUUAAGAGAGAAGGAAAUUAAAUUAAGAUCACAAUGGGUAAGAAACUUUGGAACUAUUUUGAAGUUAUUGGAUUACAACAUUGCAUCAUUUAACAGCAGAAACAUUGCUAAUAUUGAUCUGAAUAUCAAUGAAGAUAAAUCUCUCAUUCAAUCAGGUAAAUUUACUAAGGAAGAUGCUUUGAAUUACGUUGACAAGUUGAAAGCAUCUGGAGUUAAUCAAGACACCAUAAAUGUUAUAACCAAAGCAAUCAAUGACUUGCCAUUGAGAAAGUCAAGAAUAAAGUUGAAUGAUCAGGAUACCACGGAUGCUAAUUCUUCAGAUCAAGUCAUAAAAGGUUACAAAGCCAGAAUUAAGAAAUUGGAGAGUUUGUUACAUCAGGAACAAUUUAAACACUUUAGUCAUUGGCCCUCAGGAGCUUCUGGAGAAUCUAAAUUUCCUGGAUUGUCUAGGUACUCAUUAGUUUUUGAUAAGUCACAAAACAGAUCUCAGCUUAGACCAGCUUCUGGUACUGGACAGCUCAUUGGAGAUACUAAAUUUGAAUCUCAAACCCGUGACAGAUCAUUAUCACCAACAGCAGAUACAAAAAUCAUAGAGCCAGAAGAGUUGGCUUCUUUACGGAAUGAGAAAACUGAUUUGCUAAAUAAGAUGAGGAAAAUGAAAGACACCAUUAAUAUAAUCAAUGAUGAAUUGAAAUCGAUCAAAAAGGAUUUUUCAUCAAAAGAAUCUGAGAAUCAAAUUUUAUUGAAGCAAUUAGAUCUAGUGAGAGAUGAAAACCUUGCUAACUUAGCCAAGUUGCAACUACAAAUCACUUCUAAAGAAAAAGAAAAGUCACAGCUUGAUGAAUUGACAUCAAAACAAAAGCAGGAACUUUCGAACCUAGAGAAGCUGUUAAAGGAGAGAGAUGGUAUUGUUGAUAAGUUGAAGAGUUCACAUGCCACAGAAGUCGACUCUUUGAAGAAGGAACUAACUAAAAAGGAUGCUGAAUUCAAAGAAUAUGAAUCAAAGAAUGACAUUAGAGAUGAAUUAGAAGCUCUAAGAAGUGAGCUUGAAGCUCAAAAGGCUGAAAAUUCAAGCCUCAAGGACCAACUGGAUGUAAGGGAGAGAGAUCUUGAGGAUAUCGAAGAAAAAUCUAAAAAGCAAAAUGAAGAAUUAGAGAAACUCAAGAAACAAGGUCUUUCAGUCAAAGAUUUGGAGUCUCAAAGAGACAAGUUGGUGAAUGUCAAUAUCGACUUGAAUAAGGAUAUUGAUAAGUGGAAAAGUAAUUAUAAUACUUUGAGCUCAAUGAAGAAUGAUUUACUAGAGAAUAUGUCGAACCGUGAAAGCGAAUUCGCCAAAGAGAAAAAGUCACAACAAGAGGAAAUAGAGUCUUUGAAGAUGAAGCUCGAAGAUAUGGAUAGAUUACAGGAUGAAUCCCAUAAGGGUGAUGAAGGUCAUAAUGGGAAUCAAACUAUUCUACAAUUGGUCAUUAUCAUUAACUCAUUGAUUAUUAAGUCUAGAGAUUUAAGUGAAAUUCUUUAUAACAACUAUGGACUAUUUUGCUCUACUUUGAGGUCAAUUGGGUUACUAGCUGUGAAAUUGGAAUCUGGUGAAAUCAACAUUAUCAGGGUUAAAGGAUUACGUAAAUUAGGUGAUAACAAUGAUCUUAGUAACACUAUUGAUAUGUCAAAUGGUGCUAAACCUGAUCUAGAAAAAGAUGUUGAAAAGUAUUUAGCAUGGACGGAAUUACCAGAUUCAAAGUUGAUUGCGGAUUUGAGCUCAACUCAGUCAGAGGAUGACCAGUCAAAGUCUUUAGAUUUGGUAUGUGAAACAUUGAUUGAGAACUAUAACUUGACAAAUUUUGAAGAGAAGUAUUUGAGCUUUGUUAAUGAAGUUACAAAUUUGUUACCAUCUUUCAAGGCCAGUGUCUCAAAGAGGUUCAGAGAAGUGGAAAAUUUGGCUAAAAGGGAAUUGAAAGAAAACAAAAGGUUCAAAGAAAAUGAGCGUCAGAAGAUUUCGAUCAGAGACUUUAAAGUGGAUGAUUUAGUAUUAUUUUUACCAACAAGAUCUAAUAUUGGUUCUAGCAAUGAAGAUGAGGCAAGAAGUAACAACUGGGCUGCAUUUAAUGAUAUGGGUGAUAUGAAGUUUUUAUUAAAGAAUGACUUGAAGAUACCACCAAAUAAGCAAUGGAUUAUUGGAAGAAUCUCGAGCAUUGAAGAGGUUGAAAACGAUAGCAAAGAGUUUUUAAUUACCGCAGAGGAAGCAGUGCUCAACAGCCAGAACUAACUUCAGAAUUAAGUUUCUGUUCACCAAUACGUUUGUCCGUGAGAUAAUCUGAUAUGACAACUAAUACGUAGUUAGGUUUUAUAAGUAUGUACAUGGAUCUUGUUUGUAAAGCUGUGGGUUUUCUCCAUUUGCAGGUCUAUACUCUAUCUCAAAUAAAAGCUGAUUCCUUGAAGAUUAUAGAUAUUUCGUAG
This is a messenger RNA of Hansenula anomala, 3909 nucleotides long. It is a transcript of the gene ATG11, whose product is annotated as autophagy protein ATG11. Gene Ontology annotation, biological process: autophagosome assembly; autophagy of peroxisome; positive regulation of protein phosphorylation. Bases 140 to 3718 code for a protein of 1192 amino acids. The transcript has a single exon. Gene Ontology annotation, cellular component: phagophore assembly site membrane; Atg1/ULK1 kinase complex; extrinsic component of membrane. The record is from RefSeq and is a predicted model, not a curated record. NCBI's taxonomy places the organism in Eukaryota, Fungi, Ascomycota, Saccharomycetes, Phaffomycetales, Wickerhamomycetaceae. Gene Ontology annotation, molecular function: protein kinase binding; molecular adaptor activity.